This is a messenger RNA of Emiliania huxleyi CCMP1516, 1132 nucleotides long. RefSeq lists its product as hypothetical. The record is from RefSeq and is a predicted model, not a curated record. Gene Ontology annotation, molecular function: chloride channel activity. The transcript is spliced from 2 exons. Bases 1 to 1119 code for a protein of 372 amino acids. NCBI's taxonomy places the organism in Eukaryota, Haptophyta, Isochrysidales, Noelaerhabdaceae.
AUGCGACAUGUCCCGACCGAGAGCGACUCCGCCGUGGAGUUGCGUGUGCGGCUCCGCAAGAGCGCCGCAAAGCGGCUCGCCGCCGUAAACGCGGGCCGUCCGAAGAAGGCUGUGCGUGACUACGCGACGGACAGCGACAUCCGCGCCUGGACCUCAGAUCUAUUCAGGCUGGACGGCCGCGGUGUGCUCAACGUGUGGGCGCCAUUCAGCAUGGUCGCCGUCGUGACCAUCGCUUGGACACCCAUCGUCAUGCACUUUUUCGACGCCGAUUCCGAGACGUGCUCCGCGCUGUCGAAUGCGGAGGGCGCAUUCCGGCUGCAGCUCACGGCGCUCUCCUUCCUGUUGGUCUUCCGCCUCAACCGCGCCGCAACGCGUCAUUGGGAGGCUCGACAGCUGUGCGGCUGGAUGAUGAUCCACUGCCGCGACCUCGCCAUGUCGUCCGUCGCAGCGCACGCGAGCGCGCCGGGCGACUUCUCCGCCGAGACGCGAGACCGGCUGUGCGAGGUCGCGGUCGGAUUCCCCGUAGCCUUCAUGCUACACGUGUGGGGUCCUGCCCAGUCGGCUCGCCGCGCCGACCUCUUCGAGAGCAUGUGCUACAACAUCUUCGACGCGCCGACGAUGGAGUUGCUCAGCUCGGCGGCCCACCGACCCCUCGCGAUGGUCGAGCACGCGCAGGCGGUCCUCGCCUCGCAGUUUCUGUCUGGCUCGGCGCGCGACAAUGUUGCGAUGGCGCAGCUGUACGCGAGCCUGCUGCACAGCGCAAAGGGGCUCGGCCAGCCGCUCGGCGGCUGCGAGCGCAUCCAGGGCACGCCGCUGCCCUACGCCUUCGUGGUGCAUCUCCGCAGCUUCUUGCUGCUCGUGCUCUGCGGCAUCCCGGUCGUGUAUGCGUGCGACUGGCGUUGGGCGACCAUCCCGCUCUCCCUCCUGGUGGCGUUUGGGCUGCUCGGCAUCGAGGCCGCGUCCGUCGAGUGUGAGCGCCCCUUCUCGCCCACCCCCACCAAGAACGACCACGAUGUGGAGAAGUUCUGCGGCGUCCUGUCGCGCGAGGUCACGGAGAUGCUCGAGCGCGCGGCGGCGAGCACGGCGAGCGCCGAGCCACAAGGCUCUCCACGUGACUAAAUAAAUAAAUAAA